ACAGAGUUGACCAGUCAUGGGAGGGGUGUUCGCCCCAAAAUAAUAAGUAAUUGUUAUCGUUUGGGCGAAACUUUCGGUCGUUAUGGCUUGUAGUACAGUAGUAUCCAGCAUGGUUUGAUUUCAGUGCUGGAUACGAUAUUUAACGGUGUACAGGUAUUAGUGUUACCUUUUUAGGGGAGCGAUAGUUCAUUACUAGUAACAAGCACGGGGAAUCAGUGAAGCAGAUGUGAACAUUGUGGAGCCUUCUUACUGGGUCAGACCAUUUUCGAACAUAGCAGAUUUAUAUUUAAAGAGGGACUUUAAAUCUAAGCAGGGUUAUGAUUGACAUAGCGUAGCGGGUGACCUCAUCACGGUGUGUUGUGCUGUGACAACACUGUUGGAAGUGAAAUAUAAUCCCAUAUUCUUUGUUGACACUUCCUGUAUAUCAAUUGGCCUAUUGUAGCCUGAUGGGAUUGCAUGGCAGUAGUCUUACUGUAUUUCUUGUACUUAAUACUGGACUAGAGCUCUUAUUCACUUUACGUUCCAGUGAGGACCUGGUAAAUGUGAGGCUCAGCAGCAGGACUCUGGCAUCUUAUUCAUGUUAAAUGUUCCUUUAUGAUGUAACAGUGUAACUUGGGCUGGAAAUUGUUAAAUGUGUGACAACAGUGGAAGUGGUAUAUAUUGUGUACCCCUUCAGCUUUGGUUUUUUUUUUCUUCUUCUGGAUUUUGUGUGUCUGGUUUUGUUCUGAGUGGAGGCAAGAUUUGGUCACACUGCUUGUAGGACAUGCAUGGAUUUGGUGUGACUGCUUACAGAAUUUAAUCUGACAGCUCAGGGGAUUUGGUCUCACUGCUCAAAAACUGUCUUCACUGCUCAAAGAGUUUUGCCUCUCUGCUCAGAGGAUUUGGUCUGACAGCUUAGAGGAUUUGGCCUGACUGCUCAGAGGAUUUGAUUUGAUCACUCACAGAAUUUUGUCUGAUUCUUCACAGGAUUUGGUCUGACUGCUCAGAGGAUUUGGUCUGUUUGGUCAGAGGAUUUGAUCUGACUGCUCAGAGGAUUUGGUCUGACUGCUCAGAGGAUUUGGUCUGACUGCCCAGAGGAUUUGGUCUGAUUGGUCAGAGGAUUAAGGCCUAGAGAAAGUGGUACAAAAGCCACAGAAGAAAUCAAAAUUACAGAAGAAGAGAAGCCUUUUUUGAUGACAGGUAAUAUAAAUAGAAAAGUUGGGAAAGUGAUCACUGUGCACUAUGGAUGAGUGCACACAAAGUACGAGGGAAGACUGCAGUGUCUUCAAAAAUGCAGAGAAACCAGACAGCGGUCACUGUAAGCUUUCUGUCAAACAGGAAGAUGCCCAUGAUAUCAUCCAUAGGUUAUCAACCUUAUCGUUGACAAAGACCAAAAGUGAAGACACUUGUCCACAUCUAAUCUCACGAGGUCCACAUGGAGGUCGAGCAACUGCUUUUGGGCAGGCUGAAUAUCAAGGCAACUGUGACAGUUUUACAUCCCAGUCUGACAGCACAGAUAAGAAGACUGUAUCAGGGAAGAGGGUCUGCGAGGCUGCAAACGACCAAAGCUACAAGUAUAGGCCUACAGAACCGGUCAUGGAUGAAGACCUCAUCAAAGAAAUUGUUCAUCAGCUUUGUUCCCAGAACUACUUUCCCGAGCACCUUCUGGCCCCACAGGUGCAGAAUGGUGCAAGUCCCUGUGAACAGCCAGCAGUUAAUGACAGUGUAACAUCAAAUGAUGAUUGUCUGUUCUCUGACAUCACACAGGAAGACCCCGUACCUGUUGGUUGUACAAGUGACACUUGGGGUGCUGAAGAGCUCUCAUGUGAUGGCCAAUCAAUGUCAUCGGAUGUUAUGAAUGACAUUUUAUUUAGUGAGUUAGACAACGAGCUACUGGGUAUUGGACACCAAGGAGAAUACUCGACCCAAACAUUGAGAGGCAACACUUAUUGUUCUGAAACUUUUCUACCAAAUACUGCCUUGGGAAAUGCACACACAAAUAUUUUUGUUUGCCGUAAAAGCAGGUCUCUAGAUUCUUUACCCUCAUUGGAGGGAGCCCUGGUGGACUCUGGAGUGAGUUUGGAGUGUCAAGAGACCCCCCCUGUGGACAAUUACCUAUGUUCAGAUGGGAGACUGCCCACUCAUGGCAGGCUCGAGGCUUUCCAAAAAUAUUCUGAUCUGAAAAACAGGAGCAUCUCCCUAGAUCAUUUAACAGCACUGCAGCCAAAUAACAACCCACUCCAAGAUGCCCCGAAAAUCAGCCACAUAUUUAUGGAAGACAUUGAGAAGAGUCCAGCUACAAGUGCUAAAAAAGUGGAAACAGAAUCAUUUGGAAAAACAACAGGGUUAAGUGGCAAUAUAUCAACAACAUGUGCUGAAACAAAUGCGCAAGUGAUAACAACUCGGACAACAUCAAAGUUGGCUAUUGCUCAAAAAUCUUUUAGUGCUCAGCUUCCCUGCCCCUUGAACAGACAGGACAUCUUAGAACGAGAGAAAAGAUGUGAUGUGUACAGCAACAUUGUUAGUGACUGCAAAGUCUCCGGGGCAAGUUCCAGUGAGAGGUGCCUUGGUAAAUCGAGUGUGAAAUUAGACACACCUGUGGAAGAGAACUUUGCUGGCCAGGUGAACUUGAAGCCAUAUAUUGGUGGAAAUGUUCUUGGAAACCCAAAUGUCACAGCAACAGUGGUUGCUCCGAUCAACAAAUCAGGCAUGGCUAUCAGGCCAGACAUAGUUAUCAAAUCAGGUAUGGCUGCUCCUGGAAACCAAAAUAAGAAGUCAGUCAUGGCUGCCCCUGGUAACUCAGUUCAAGCUCUCAUUCUCCCACCACAUUUUUCUUGUCAUUUACCUCAGGCUCGACCUCCAGUAUGUAUCUUCCGCUCACCUCCCAAAAAUUCUUCACGUACCCAAACACCAAAGCUGAUAAAAAUUUUGCCAAAGCCGCCUAAAGCACCCCAGCCAACUGUCACUAAUGGAAAUCUCUGCAGUACCAGUAUUCCCUCAAACCUCUGCUAUAUGCCUCCAAGCUCAUGCAGUAUGCCUUCAAACUCCAGCAGUGUGCCAUCAAACCUCUGCAGUUUGCCCACAAACCCCAGCAGUAUGCCUCCAAACCCUUGUGGUAUGCCUCCAAACCCUUGUGGUAUGCCUCCAAACCUACAGUCCGCUUACAGAACAUUUCAACAACCCAUGAUUGUAGCAAGAGAUAACAAAGACUUACAAACCAACACACAGGUAACUGAUGGUCUGAUAUGGGAUAACAGACAAUCCCACAGCUUAUCUGACUCUUGUCAAAGGGUGACACCUGCAGCACUGAUGGCCCAACAAAUUCAACUACCGCAGAAUCCGCGCAACCAAGGAGAGUUUCCCAUCCCUCGGUGUGCAAAUCCUGAGCCUGUGCAGCUAACAAUAGUUCGUCGCGCAGUGGCUGAACUGAAACUGGAAGAUUUGUUUUGCCAGAACGAGGAUGGUGACACGUACUUGCAUGUGGCUGUGUACCGCACUAACGCUUACAUGCUGAGGGCCCUUCUGGAGCGCAUGGUGAGGGAGGGAAUCAUUAAGAAGAUGAUGAACAUAUGUAACAACCUCCAUCAGACACCCCUGUACAUGGCUGUGGCAGAUAACCAGCCCCUGAUGGUGCGAGAGUUUGUGGAGUUUGGGGCAGAUCCGGACUGUCUGGCACAGUGCCAGUUGAACAAUGGGAUGAGGAAGGAAGUGAAGGCGGCCAUUCACUGUGCAGCUCAGGGAGGUCAGGCUUUCACGGCCACAUUGGCUGAGCUACUCAAGGCCAAGGGCAUCAACCUCAACCUGGCCAAUUCUGAAGGUCUGACAGCAGUUCACUGUGCCAUCCAGGAGCACGGGAAGAUCCGUGGGGGUCAUGUGAUUAACAGUAUCCCCACCGUGGAGAUGCUGCUACGUGCCGGGGCUGAUCCCAACAUACAGGACAAGAAGAGUGGUAAAACACCACUGAUGUAUGCAAUAGAAACCAAGGACUAUAACCUGGUGUUGACUAUGGUGAACUUGAUUGACAAGGACAAGCUGAGGCUGAUGUUGAAAACGCAGACGUUUGACGGUAGCAACUGUGGAAAACUGUGCUCAGGAUUAAAUAUGCUCUCAGAUUUGGAAAAAUGGAAGAAAAUUAAUUCCUUGAUUUUCUCUUCUGGAAGUGGAUAAUAUUUUACCACCCCUUUCAACUGAGAAACAUGAAAUUGGUGAAAUAAAUUGAGGUUCAUUGCCAAAUUAAUGAUGAGAAAUGUCGGACGGAUGGGUUAUAUAAUGGAUUUUAUCAUCAGAACUGUUGUUAAUGAUUUUCUUUUGUUGUUUAGCAUGUGUUACUGUUCAUUUCUCAUGCAUAAAUAAUUUGCUGCCUUUAUGUUGCCUUGGUAUUUACAAGGUCAUCCUUUGUGUUACUGGUUAAUUCGUAUGAAGUAAGGACAGGUAUAAGUGAGGUGGGAGAAUGUUGGUGUUGGUGUCCGGUUAAGCCUUUUUUUCUGCUCCUGUAUAAUGGGUUCUCAUCCAUGGAUUGAAGACUAGGCCUUUCUAAGCUCCCUGGUCUAUGGCAUGGUGUUCAAAUGUACAUACUCAGAUGGAAAGUUAAGCUUUUUUUAGCUUCUGUAUAUUGGGUUCUCAUACAUGGAUUAAAGGUUAAGCUUUCUGUUUGUGUAAAUGUAAAUACUUGAAGGCAAGGUUAAGUUUUUUUUAGCCCCUGUGUAAUGGGAAUUCGUACAUGGAUUGAAGUUAAGAUUUUUUUUUUUUACAGCAAUGGAAAUUAGUUGUUUUUUUUUCCAGUAUUAAUAUCUGAGAGUAAUGUCUGACAAUGUCAUUCUACUUCAUUCUGGUUUAGGGGAGAGUAUUUGUAUUAAUUUGAACAUUAUGCAGUUUUAUCAGUCAAGCCAACAUGGUUCUCUGAAUGCCUUGUUUAAUCACAUUUCAGUACCUGAAAUUACAUGAUAACGCCCUUUGUGUUACUACAUGUAGUUCUUUUACAUACAAGAGAAUGCCCUUUACAUUAUCCAUUUUCAAAAUCACAUAUUUCUACUGACCAAGUUCAUGAUUAGAGCCAUUUUGUUGAGUCCCCCUCGAAAAUUAUGCUCUUUUUUUGCGUGUAUGUUUUGUGUUUGUUUUUU
Messenger RNA from Liolophura sinensis, 5099 nucleotides. RefSeq lists its product as uncharacterized. Gene Ontology annotation, cellular component: cytosol. Gene Ontology annotation, molecular function: NF-kappaB binding. The record is from RefSeq and is a predicted model, not a curated record. The transcript is spliced from 7 exons. NCBI's taxonomy places the organism in Eukaryota, Metazoa, Mollusca, Polyplacophora, Chitonida, Chitonidae. Bases 1222 to 4146 code for a protein of 974 amino acids. Gene Ontology annotation, biological process: cellular response to tumor necrosis factor.